AUGAGUGCGAAAACUGUACGUGGGUCGGAGGCAUUUACGCGUUUGCGCUUGCGCGAACGCUUGCGUCAGGCUAAUCCAAACACCGUUUAUGACUCCGAGCAGGAGGAUUUUGAUGAGCGCUUUACCUUCGAAAAGAGCGAAAUAGUACCCUCGUCGGAUCUAUGUAAUGAGAAACACGCGGCGCUGAACGCCGAUCUCGAGGACGUCAAAGCCAGACUCGAAGAACUAUGUCGGGAAGAACAUGAAUCAUUCCUGGAUGCUGAUGAAGAAGACUCGGACUGGGAGAGGUACCGAAGAAUAUCAGCGACGUUGAAUUCGGAUGAGCCAGGCAUGGAUACCUCAGUUCUUGAGCGAAUUAGAAACGGAGAAGGACCACGCGACACUUUGUUUGAAGAUAUGCUUGCACCAUUACGAUCGAGGCCGCUAGUACCAGGAACAGAAGAAUCAAAAGAAGACAUGUUGGAAGUGCUACUUGCCUGGAACAAGCGCAUUACUGACGACUGUAAUGAUGAUCUUACAGCGCGCAAGGCGUUUAUCGCUGCUUUGGAAGAGAGAGUGAAUGUUGUCGAUAAGGUUACGGCGAUCGUGAGCGACGACACGAAUAGUAAUCAGAACAAUGAGAUUGGCCAUGAUGGUAUUCUGGAGCCUUCUCAACGGCGAUUGCUGAAAGCCAUUCAGGCAUAUCGACCAGAAACCAGAUCUUUUAAGAACCAGGACCCAUUUAACAUGCUUAUCAUUCUAUUGGCGCAUGUUCGACAGGAAGAGUUUGAGGUGGCGGACAAAGAUGAUUGUAUAAACCUUGCUUUGUGGGUAUUGAUUGGACAGGGACAACUGAAGUACCGCUUCGAUCGUGAGAAGCAAAGACGUUCAUACCAGAGUCAAAAGGAGGACGCAGAGCAAGACGGCAAUCCAGACAAAGUAAGACGCUGUACAGCUAGAUGGAGAGUCUACAAUAAGAGAUUGGCAGAAAGAACGAUGCGGAAAUUGAUGACCAGAAUCCAAUGCGCGCGAAACGGAAUGAGAAAGAUCGGAAUUGAUGAGCUAUUGAAGUUAGCUGUACUUCGUUCAGCGCAGCCACGCGCAGAAAGAGACGAUAUUCUAUAUGACUAUACUCCGUCCUGGGGAGAGAUAUUGGACAGGUGCACUCAGGCGGACGACUAUGAUACCUUGAACAACAAGCUAGGAAAUUACUUCUCGGAUCUGCAGACCACUCUCGAAGUAACUGCAAGCAAAGUUCAAGAUAUGAAGACAACCCAUAACAUGGUCUUGUCCAGAACGGCGAAGUUCGUUGGCGCUGAUCUGAGAGGUCGGAAUGAAACUGAGAGAGCGCGUAUAAUGACAGCACGGCUGAACGAUCCGGUUACGGUGAAGAUAAUGGAGGAGACGCUGGAGGGCAUGUUGAGCACGCGCCUAGUUGCAACGCAGAUGCUUGUGCACGUGAAUUUGAUGGAAGAGUCAAUAAGUGGAUUGCUGGAAGCUGCAGCAGCGAAACAUGGCGACUUGACUGGACUGAUCCGCUUGAUUAAUCGCGACGAGAGGCCGAUUUCUAGCAACGAGGCCGAUGUUGAAGAUGCUUCUAUUAAGAGAAGUGAAGACGAAGAAGUUUGA
Alternaria atra is the source of this 1608-nucleotide messenger RNA. RefSeq lists its product as uncharacterized. The transcript has a single exon. The coding region runs from base 1 to 1608 and encodes 535 amino acids. Lineage: Eukaryota; Fungi; Ascomycota; Dothideomycetes; Pleosporales; Pleosporaceae. The record is from RefSeq and is a predicted model, not a curated record.